Panicum virgatum (switchgrass) is the source of this 1593-nucleotide messenger RNA. RefSeq names its product probable purine permease 4. Gene Ontology annotation, molecular function: purine nucleoside transmembrane transporter activity. NCBI's taxonomy places the organism in Eukaryota, Viridiplantae, Streptophyta, Magnoliopsida, Poales, Poaceae. The record is from RefSeq and is a predicted model, not a curated record. Gene Ontology annotation, cellular component: membrane. Bases 142 to 1344 code for a protein of 400 amino acids. The transcript has a single exon.
UUCAUGGGUCACCAACUGGCUCUAAACAAAGGCUCGCCAUUUCGUACCGACAUGCUCUGGAAAUAUCCCUUAAAUACCAGGCAGGUUGCACUAGCAGCUAGCUUUGCUACUAGGCAGCAAUAAAUCCACUGCUCAUUCAUCAUGGACGCCAACAGCAACAAAGCAGCCGCCGUCAAGGAGGAGCCCCCGGCGACCACACAGCUCCGCGCCCACCUGCUGGCGGCCCAUGACCACGAGCGCCUCGCCGGCGCGCCGCCGCCGCCGCCCCUCGUUGACGUGCCGCCGGUUAUCAGUAGUCUCAGCCGCUGCGCCGCGCGCCGCUCUCUGCUGCUGGUGGUCACCUACGCGGCGCUGUUCGGCGGGUCGCUGUCGUCGAGCCUCCUGUCCCGGUUCUACUUCGCGCACGGCGGCGCCGACCGGUGGCUCGCCACGCUGGUCCAGUCCGCCGGCUUCCCGCUGCUGCUGCUCCUCCUCCUCCUGGCCCGGCCGCCGCCGGCGUCGUCGAGGAUGUUCGGCGGCUUCACGCCGCGGCUCGUGCUCUACUGCGUGCUCCUGGGCCUGGUGAUGGGGCUCAACAACCUGCUCUACUCGUGCGGCACUUCCUACCUGCCCGUGUCCACCACCUCGCUGCUCCUCUCCAUGCAGCUCGCCUUCACGCUGGCGCUCGCUGCGGCGCUCGUCCGCGUGCCGCUUUCCUUCGCGAACGUCAACGCCGUCGUGCUCCUCACGCUGUCCUCGCUGCUGCUCGCGCUCCGGCAUGGAGUCGGCGGCGGCCGUUCGGACUCCGACGCCGCCGGCGGCGCGGACUACAUGGUCGGGGUGGCGUCCACCCUCGGCGCGGCGCUGCUCUUCGCGCUCUACCUGCCGGCGGCCGAGCUCUUGUACCGGCACGGCGGCGUGAGGGGCUUCAGGAUGGUGGUGGAGUCGCAGGUGAUCAUGGAGGCGGUGGCGACCGCCGUGUCCGGAGCCGGCAUGGCUGCGUCCUCCGGCGGCAAGGGGCCGUGGAGCGGCGUGGAGGCGACGUGGGACCUGUCGCCGGCGGCCUACUACGCGGUGGUCGGGGCGGCCGUCCUCAGCUGGCAGAUGUGCUUCUUCGGCACGGCGGGCACGGUGUACCUGACCACGUCGCUGCACGGCGGCAUCUGCAUGACGGCGCUGCUGGCGGUGAACGUCGCCGGCGGCGUGGUCGUGUUCGGGGACGAGUUCGGCGCCGAGAAAGGCGUCGCCAUGGUGCUUUGUCUCUGGGCCUUCUCGUCGUACAUCUAUGGGGAGUACAAGAAAGGUGGGAAUAAAUUGGUGGAGGGGGCAACUCAGAUCGACUAUGGAAUUCUGGAUCAGGUGUAGUGUAGGUGUAGCUUUAUUUUCCAUUAGGAGGAAUGUAAAUCUUCUUAGCAUAUUUCCGUCGUCUGCUGUGUUACGAAUCUUGCACAUAUUCUGAACCCUCGUUGUAAAAAAUUAGAGAAGCCUAGCUAGAGCACAAAUCAACAAUAAUAGUGUGGGAGGUCCUACUCCGACCAAUCACUUAUGUGACAUCCUUCGAUCGGGACCCAACAUUGACCCAUCACUGAUGAAAUGAAUGGUCGGUCCUUGGUA